Conger conger (European conger) is the source of this 6584-nucleotide messenger RNA. RefSeq names its product protein-methionine sulfoxide oxidase mical3a-like. NCBI's taxonomy places the organism in Eukaryota, Metazoa, Chordata, Actinopteri, Anguilliformes, Congridae. The record is from RefSeq and is a predicted model, not a curated record. Gene Ontology annotation, molecular function: FAD binding; protein binding.
AAUACAUUCGGCAUUCAGUUUCAAACGCUAUUUUGGUGGUGUAUGCUGAUUAAAUAAUUUAUUGUGUGAUUACAGAACUUUACUAUAUGAUUUAAAUUACUACUUUCAGCUUGGGGCCUUACAAUUACAAUUGAAGUUGUCGUUUUUUGUAGGUUACCCCUUGUAUUCCACAGAGAUGCACCCUGCCUUUGCCGGAGCACCGCUUGUGGUAUGAACAGUUACACGCCUGUUGGAAACGCGGCAGACUAAGGAGUCGAAAUAAGAAGUAUAAGGAUUAACCUCACGACUGUUGAUUGUUUACGACUUUUUUCUCAAAAAUGUGGACAUGGUAAAUAUGUCGCAACGUGGAUUAUACUUUUGGGAAUUGCAGUAAACACGGACAUUUUUCAGGAUUAGCUCUCUAAAGCCAGAAUGAAGAUGUGAGAAGGUUGAAGUUGAAGAAUCCGAGAAAAGGGUGAUCGAAGUGGGGCAUGGGGGAUGGGGGAGUGGCCACUGGAGGAGGGGCCAAUGUGAACCAAUCCCACGUCUUGUUUGACCGCUUCAGCCAGGCGUCCACGUGUAAGGGCACGUUGAAAGCCUUCCAGGAGUUGUGUGACUUUCUGGACCUCCGGCCUACUGACUGCCGCAUCUUCUACCACAAGCUCAAGUCCCGGCUCAACUACUGGAAGGCCAAGGCCCUGUGGGCCAAGCUAGACAAGAGGGCAUGCCACAAGGAUUACAAGAAAGGGCGCGCAUGUGCCAACUCCAAGUGUCUGAUCAUCGGGGCAGGGCCAUGCGGGCUGCGGAUGGCGAUCGAGCUAGCCUUCCUGGGGGCCAAGGUGGUGCUGGUGGAGAAACGCGACGCCUUCUCCCGAAACAACGUGCUCCACCUCUGGCCCUUCACCAUCCAGGACCUGCGCGGCCUCGGAGCCAAGAAGUUCUACGGAAAGUUCUGCGCUGGCGCCAUCGACCACAUCAGUAUUCGGCAGUUGCAGUUGAUCCUGUUAAAGGUGGCUCUGCUCUUGGGCAUCGAGAUCCACGUUAAUGUGGAGUUCAAGAGGCUGAUAGAGCCACCUGAGGACCAGGAGAAUGAGAGGAUUGGGUGGCGGGCAGAGUUUCUUCCCCAGACACAUCCGGUCAAUGAGUUUGAGUUUGAUGUCAUUGUUGGAGCUGAUGGCCGGAGGAACACGCUGCCAGGAUUCCGCAGGAAGGAGUUCCGGGGCAAACUGGCCAUUGCUAUCACUGCCAACUUCAUCAACCGCCACACCACAGCCGAGGCCAAGGUGGAGGAGAUCAGUGGCGUGGCCUUCAUCUUCAACCAGAAGUUCUUCCAGGGCCUGCGGGAAGCCACAGGAGUCGACCUGGAGAACAUUGUGUACUACAAGGACGACACACACUACUUUGUGAUGACAGCGAAGAAGCAGAGCCUUCUAGAGAAGGGGGUCAUCUUGAAUGACUACGGGGACACCGAGCUCUUACUGUCACGGGGAAAUGUGGACCAGGCAGCCCUGCUCGCUUAUGCCCGCGAGGCGGCGGACUUCUCCACCAACCACCAGCUGCCGUCUCUGGACUUCGCCAUUAACCACUACGGCCAACCGGACGUGGCCAUGUUUGACUUCACCUGCAUGUACGCCUCUGAGAACGCCGCCCUGGUGCGCCAACACAACGGGCACCAGCUACUGCUCACCCUGGUGGGGGACAGCCUGCUGGAGCCGUUUUGGCCCAUGGGCACAGGGAUCGCGCGAGGGUUUCUGGCAGCGAUGGAUUCAGCCUGGAUGGUUCGGAGUUGGGCGCAGGGGAGGGGUCCGCUGGAUGUCCUCUCUGAGAGAGAGAGCAUUUACCGUCUGCUGCCUCAGACCACUCCGGAGAACAUCAGCAAGAACGUCAACGUGUACAGCCUGGACCCCACCACCCGCUACCCCAACAUCAACCUCAGCCUCCUCCGGCGCAAUCAGGUGCGCCACCUCAUAGAUACCGGGGAGUCUGGGGAUUUGCACGUUGACGUAGAAAAUGCGGUCAACUCUACAGCAACCAAACUGACGCGACGUGAAUCCAUUGUUCGCGCCAGCAAGCUGCUGAGCUGGUGCCAAAAGCAAACUGAGGGCUACCGGCAUGCGGCUGUCACCGACCUCACCACCUCCUGGAAGAGUGGUCUCGCUCUGUGUGCUGUCAUCCACCGCUUUCGCCCUGACCUCAUAGACUUUGAUUCGCUGGAGGAGCGAGACGUGGAGAAGAAUAAUCAGUUGGGUUUCGACGUGGCGGAGCGAGAGCUGGGCAUCUCGCCCAUUAUGACGGGAAAGGAGAUGUCAUCCGUUGCUGCUCCUGACAAGCUGUCCAUGGUCAUGUACCUCACACAGUUCUACGAAAUGUUCAAGGAUAUGGUGCCACCUAGUGAUAAUCGAAAACUAAAUCCUGAGGAUAAGGCGGCCUUCAUCGGCAGCACCAAGUCACCCAUCUCCUUCCUGAGCAAGCUUGGGCAAUCCCUCUCCCGCAAGCGCAACCCAAAGGACCAGAAGGAGAAGGAUACCGAUGGUGUGAGGAAGAGGAGGAAGACCCAGUCAGGCCAGUCUCAAGAUGAGGAAGCUCCACGACAGGGCCAUGAUGCCAAGCUGCCUCUGGUCUCCGCCCUGACAGAGCGGAGAGUGGACGAGUCAGCCGACGCUAAUCAAAAGGUCAAAUCCAUGGCCAAUCAACUGCGGGCCAAGUUUGAGGAAAACUCCCCUGCUCAGAACUCUGGACUCAAGCGACAGAACUCGCUGCGUAAGGAGUUCCCUCAGAACCUCGGGGGCAGCGACGUGUGCUUCUUCUGCCAGCGCCGCGUGUACGUGAUGGAGCGCCUCAGCGCGGAGGGGAAGUUCUUCCACCGCAGCUGCUUCCAGUGCGACUACUGCGGCACCACCCUGCGGCUCUCCUCGUACGCCUUCGACGUGCAGGAAGGGAAGUUUUACUGCACGCCUCACUACUGCUACCGACAGUCCGGCCACGCCCAGCGGAAGAGGCCCGCCCCCACUGUGGCUCCACCCACUGCUAAGGAGAAGCAGGUGCCCAAGCCGGGCCCUGUUUUGGUGGAUGCUCCAGGACAGGUGAUGGUGGGACUGCCUCCAGGGGAGCGUCGGCCCAUGGGUAGCCCCACAGUGGUGGAGGAGAACGGGCUGCAGGAGGCCAGCCUGGCCAAGCGGCUGCGCGGCACGCCAGAGCGCAUCGAGCUGGAGAACUACCGCGUCUCCCUGCAGCAGGAGGUGCUGGAGGAGGUGCCCGAGGAGACGCUGGCCGAGCACAACCUCAGCAGCGUGCUGGACAAGCCAGCCAAUGUGGAGGCGGGGUCCAGCUCAGACUCGGAGGAGGAGGGGGAGGGGCCUUCUCCUUCUGACCUUGGGGGCGUGGCCUGGAAGCAGGCGGUGGACCUGCACACCAAACUGAGGGUCGGGGCUGGAACUGGAGAGGGCGAGGACAACUGCCUGGAGGAGGAGGAAGAUGAGGAUGAAGAAGAUGAGGAAGAGGAAAGAUCCAGUGAUGAGGGGGAGUACUGCCCCUGGGAGAGAGAGCAGCAGUCAGGCCUAUGGCCGAUGGAGCUGUCAGAUGAAGAGGGCUCAGAUUCAGAGCUAUGUGAGGAAGAGGAAGAGGAAGAGGAAGAAGUAGGCAGACUGUGUCGCGCUGAGCUCCAUGAGGCACACUCCACUGUCAGUCCUGUGCAGUUAGUCGGGGAAAAUGUAAAGUUGCAAGGAGCACAGGCCUCUGGGACAUCCCUGCAACCCUUCCUGCUGCAAUCCACUGUCACACAAUUCUUCCCUGAGCCUUACUUGCCGGAUGAAGUCAAACCAAAGAGAACCAAUCAAAACCCAGACCCUGGGACUCCCUGUGCCCCUGUACCCCUGGAGUCUCCCUCCCCCAUCUGCACCCAUCAUACGCCCAAUGCCACCUCCACACCCUGCCCCAGACCCGCCAGGGCUGCCCAGGUAGACACGCCAGUGAAGACCACAGAGGUCAGGAAGAGUCUGGUGCCCAGGCUGCUUCCACAGGGCAGGGGGGAGACCGGCCCCACCCCGCUCCAGAGCAGGGUGUCCAAAAGAGGGGACCUGAACAGCGGCUCGGCCCUUUGCCAAAACAGCCCCACCACAGAUGAAAGCCUCGACCCUGAUUCCGGCCUGCUGACCCCGCCCUCCUCCCCGCCCCCUGCCCCGCCGGACGAGGAGCCCGCCUCCCUCCUCCCAGGGAAGCGCCCGGUCGCCCGGGAGACGGAGCCCGAGGCCACGCCCGUGCCCGAGGCCGCGCCCACAUCUACAGCCACCCAGGAGGAGGCGCCCAGGUCCUUCCUGGAAAGCAUGGACGAGAUCCCCUUCGCGGACGACGAGGAAGAGGAGAGGAGGACUCCGGAGAUACGUUUCCACAGCGAACCGCCAGCCACGCCCCACAGGUCCCGCCCGCCCCGCGCCUUGGAGAGCGGCGAGUCCGGUGAGAGGACGCAGGACGGGGCCAUGGGCGUGGCAGAGGGGCGCAUCCGGGCGUGGGGGAAUUCGGUAAAGAGCCAGGCCCUAAGGGACGCCGUGGAGAAACAGCUCCGCAAGAUGAAGGACGCCGAAGCCCCUGCGCUCAAGCCGGCUAAAGCGGCCCGCAAGCCCCCCUCCGAGGAUUCUGGGAAAAGCAAGGCGGUGAGGGCGACGCGGAAACAGGCGGCGAAAUCGCCGGAGAGGGCGGUCCUCCCUCGGGGGGCCGGGCGGAGCCUGGCGGGGUCGGCAGACUCCUCGAGAAGCUCCGCGGGGAGCGCGAGUGAAAAACACACCGCCCUCUUCUCCCCGCCCAAAUACAAGGAGAAGGCGGUGAAGGCGGAGCUAGGGGAAAGCCCGCCCAAACACAGCUCAGUGUGGAAGGCUGCCUUCUCCAGGAAGGACACGAAGAAGGAGGACCAAUCACAGUACGGCUUGGUCUCCAGGCACGAGACCACCGACUCAGCCAAUGACAGCUCGCUGCUCAGCCAGUCCUCUGAUCUGCUAUUGCACAAGAAACCAGGUAUGUCGGAAGAGUCUGAGCUUUCCUGUGAUGGGUUGGACCGCUCCUCAAAAACAGAUUCUGUAUACGUUCCUCACGCGUUGGCGUUCAGGAAAGUGUACGGCCUUAAGAGAAAUGCUGUGAGAAGGAAAAAGCGUGGCUCAUCUCAGGCGAGUUCACGGGAGUCUUCGUGCCCCACGGAGGUGGUAGGACUGCUGGUGCCCGUCAGCGAAGCCUCUAGUCUCAGUUUUUCUGAAACCAUAUUUCAGAAAGGGUACACAGAGGAACAGCUGAACGCCAGACUGACACGGAGAGUGCAGAAGGCCGCUCGGCAACAGGCCAAACAGGAAGAGCUCAAGAGACUGCACAGAGCCCAGAUAAUCCAGAGGCAGCUGGAGCAGGUGGAGGAGAAGCAGAGAUACCUGGAGGAGAGAGGCGUGGCUGUGGAGAAGGCACUGCGUGGGGAAGCAGACUAUUGGGGAGACUCUAAGUACAGUGAACUCUUCGACUUGCACCUGGGCGGAAUGGGGAAGGAGGAUGAUCCACGGCUAAUGCAGGAGUGGUUCAGUCUGGUUCAGGAGAAGAACUCGCUGUUGCGCUACGAGUCUGAGCUGGUGAUAUUUGCACGUGAGCUGGAGCUGGAGGAUCGGCAGAGCCGUUUACAGCAGGACCUGAGGGAGCGCAUGGCCGUGGAAGACCACAUGAAGUCGGAGCGGGAGCUGGCGGAGGAGAAGCGGAUCCUGGGCGAGAUGCUGGAGGUGGUGGAGCAGCGCGACGCCCUGGUGGCCCUCCUGGAGGAGCAGCGUCUGAGGGAGAAGGAGGAGGACGAGGACCUGGAGGCUGCCAUGCUGUCCAAGGGCUUCAACCUCAACUGGGCCUGAGGCCUGCCUCGCACCGCCCCGCCUCGCACCGCCCCUGCCAGGCCACGCCCACACUCCGCACUUUCCCCUCAGGGUCACCGCUCCCUUCCUCACCCUGUGCUGCAAGGGGGAAUGAAUUCUGCCUUUUUUCUCCAAAUUAAGAGUUUACAUGUCGCCUCCGCUCCGAGCAGGUGCAAUGGAAGAGCUGCUUCCUUCAGGAAAUCUUCAGGAGCUUGUAUUAGCUUUUUUUUUGGUUUUAUUACUAUAGCUUUUAUAUUGUUUUUAUCUUCAUAGUUUGAUGGAACGGGAAUACAGUGAAAGUCCUGCUGAUAUUGAGUAAAUGCAGUGUCUGCUGUCUGUUUUAUAUUAAAGAAAACCAGCAAUGAGUGACUUAUUUUUUAGCGAAUGUGGAGGAGGUACGUGUCUGAAUGCCCAUUUUUUUAUUUUGUCAAAAUUCUACACAGAAGUGAGCAUUCAGUGGCCUGAAUGAAGAGAAAGAGGAAUGUUUCUGGACUAAAUGCUGAAUCAUUAUCUUCAUCACCAUGGCUGUUUAGCUGCACUCCUUCAGGAUUGUGUGUAUGGUAGUCUAACAGUGGAAAAAGUACAACGCUGACUAGAAGCUGUGUGAACAUUAUUUAUUAAUGUGUGAAAAGAAAAUGUGUAUGUAAACAGAAUUGUAAUAUUCAAGGUGCUUAGCGUACCCAAAUUGCACAGAUGUUGGAUGAGUUGGCAAUAAAGCAGUACAGCUGUUAUUUUUAA